Brienomyrus brachyistius is the source of this 549-nucleotide messenger RNA. It is a transcript of the gene pierce1, whose product is annotated as piercer of microtubule wall 1. NCBI's taxonomy places the organism in Eukaryota, Metazoa, Chordata, Actinopteri, Osteoglossiformes, Mormyridae. Gene Ontology annotation, cellular component: axonemal microtubule. The transcript has 3 exons. The coding region runs from base 63 to 470 and encodes 135 amino acids. Gene Ontology annotation, biological process: axoneme assembly. The record is from RefSeq and is a predicted model, not a curated record.
AUGUUUAUAGCAACGGCGCGUUUCUCUCACGGGACGCACACAGGAGCACAUAAUACUGUCACAUGGACGGAGAAAAGCCCGAUCUCUCUGCGGAAAGUGGCACGACCACACCAACAACAAGUGAUGUGUACAGAGUAGACAAAAACCUUCCCGGACGAUUUAACAACCCGAACUGCUUUCGAGGAUACAGCAAAAAACCUGCCCACCCGUUAUAUCAGACAUCAAACCAGACUUACGGAAGCAAAAAACCGACUGUCCAUGAAAUGCCUACAACCUUCAAUGGGACUAACAGGACGUUUUCUGAGCAGAAACUCAAAAGCGGCAUGUACAGAGAUAAUGGCUUCAACACAUCUCUGGAUAAAAGUAAAGUUACAGGACCCAACAUAACGGCCAUGUAUGAUAAGCGUCCCAGACGUUUUUGUGAAUACAGUUGUCAUGACACCGUCUCGUCUGCUAAUAAAGAGAACUAACUUUACCCAAAAUUAAGACUAAAUAAAUAAAAAUAUAUAUUGCUAUUGUAGUCUGGAAGACCAAUAAAGAUACUUCUUU